GAGAUUAUAGGGACAGCAAGAGUAAUAAGCAAUAAAGACCUUUUCCAGGCACAAGCAGAGCGUGCUACUAAAGACGCUAAGAAAGAGGCUAAAAGGAUUGCAAGAGAGAUAAAGAAAGCUGUAAGGGCUACAACAGCAGCCGAAGCUACCAUAGGCAAGAAGAGGCGUGGUCAGAAGCGGAAGAGUGCUGUCCAAAAAGCUGGGAGGUGA
Molecule: messenger RNA, 210 nt
Organism: Lindgomyces ingoldianus
Lineage: Eukaryota; Fungi; Ascomycota; Dothideomycetes; Pleosporales; Lindgomycetaceae
Exons: 1
Source: RefSeq, a predicted model, not a curated record